AGUGAAUUUGAGUAACCAGUAAGGGAAGAAGGAUAAAGACAGUGCUUCGGAGGAGUCAUCGCAACGUUGUCCAGCCAUUGUAUCUUUGAACUAUCAUAUUCUUGUUUUUGUUUUUUCUAUUCAGAGCUGGAUCUGGAGGGUAAAAAGUUCUUCAGUCACACUCGAGUAGAAUUAUUUUAACAGGAAAAGCUUUCAAGAAGAUCUCACUCACGUCUUUCACCUCCCUGCACACUAACUUGACAUUUCAGUGCUAACAAACAACUUCUAGAUAUGGGUAUUUCCAGAGAUUCUCGUCACAAGCGUUCCGCUACUGGUGCUAAGCGCGCUCAAUUCAGAAAGAAGAGAAAAUUCGAGUUGGGUCGUCAAGGUGCUAACACCAAGAUUGGUACUAAGCGUAUUCACACUGUUAGAACCCGUGGUGGUAACCAAAAGUUCAGAGCUUUGCGUGUUGAAACCGGUAACUUCUCCUGGGGUUCCGAGGGUGUCACCAGAAAGACCAGAAUUGCCGGUGUUGUCUACCAUCCAUCUAACAACGAGUUGGUUAGAACUAACACUUUGACCAAGUCUGCUAUCGUUCAAAUCGAUGCUACUCCAUUCAGACAAUGGUACGAGACUCACUACGGUCAACAAGUUGGUAAGAAGAGAAACCAAAAGUCCGAGGAGGCUGAGGUUUCCAAGUCCAGAAAGGUUGUCAGAAAGUUGGCUUCCAGAGCUGCUGCUUCUAAGAUUGAGCACGCUGUCGACUCCCAAUUCGGUGCCGGUAGAUUGUACGCUUGUAUCUCUUCUAGACCAGGUCAAUCCGGUAGAGCUGAUGGUUACAUCUUGGAAGGUGAGGAGUUGGCUUUCUACUUGCGUAGAUUGACUGCUAAGAAGUAAACCCGGUGAUAGUGUUUAAUAGUUUUUCUCAUGUUUCAUCAAUAAAAUCAUUUACGUUUAAUGUUUU
Williopsis jadinii is the source of this 943-nucleotide messenger RNA. RefSeq names its product 40S ribosomal protein eS8 (gene RPS8A). Gene Ontology annotation, cellular component: ribosome; cytosolic small ribosomal subunit. The transcript has a single exon. Gene Ontology annotation, molecular function: structural constituent of ribosome. Gene Ontology annotation, biological process: translation; maturation of SSU-rRNA from tricistronic rRNA transcript (SSU-rRNA, 5.8S rRNA, LSU-rRNA). Lineage: Eukaryota; Fungi; Ascomycota; Saccharomycetes; Phaffomycetales; Wickerhamomycetaceae. The record is from RefSeq and is a predicted model, not a curated record. Bases 271 to 876 code for a protein of 201 amino acids.